AUGAAGAGUGUAGAAAGAAAUUCCGCUAACGAGUAUCUGUUCAUGUUGGAGUACGGACAAGGAAAAAGCUUUGCGAUGCAGACUCCUGCACAAAGUGUAUCCAGGACGCACGAAAGAAACCGAACGAAAGAGCCAAAGAAGACGUCUGCUUUUGUAUUCAGCCAGGAGAACCGUCUGAGAGGGAAGCCGCGUAAUCAGCUGCAACAAGAUCGCAAGGACGAAUGGACAUUAAGAUCAAAUGAGUUUGAAAAGACACAGGAGGACAAGAACCCGAGGAAAGCCUAUGCUUUACUAUAA
Necator americanus (New World hookworm) is the source of this 297-nucleotide messenger RNA. RefSeq lists its product as uncharacterized. The record is from RefSeq and is a predicted model, not a curated record. NCBI's taxonomy places the organism in Eukaryota, Metazoa, Nematoda, Chromadorea, Rhabditida, Ancylostomatidae. The transcript has a single exon. The coding region runs from base 1 to 297 and encodes 98 amino acids.